Molecule: messenger RNA, 1254 nt
Organism: Trichoderma breve
Lineage: Eukaryota; Fungi; Ascomycota; Sordariomycetes; Hypocreales; Hypocreaceae
Exons: 6
Coding region: 1-1254 (417 amino acids)
Source: RefSeq, a predicted model, not a curated record
AUGGCUGACUUCGAUCCAUCAAAGCCGAUUGACGACCCACAAGUCUGGUUCCCUAAAGGCAUGUUCGUCGACAAUAAUGCGCAGCAAUUGACCACCAAGGUCCAUGCUCUUGAUGAUGAUGGCAAGACGUUCAUUCUGAAUCAUGACAAGAUGGUCGCAUUCAGUAGAUUUCUUUGGACGGGCAAAUUGCUCCCAACUAGCCGUGACGCCUAUGUCAAAACUUUGGGACUUAACACCACGGAGGAAAUAACCGAUCAAGUCUGGGAUGAGAUAGAUAAUCUACUCAAAACUUAUACUGAGAUAUCUAAGGAUUGUACAGAGUUUAAAGAAGCGACUUGGGACAAACUUGUUGAUCUCUCAGGACAGAUCAAAACAUACGCUACCAUGGCUGGCGGAACAUCGAGUAGCUCGUAUUACCAAGGCAUGUUAGAAUGGGUUGGACAGUACAAUAACGAAAGAAAGAAGCCUGAUCCCGACCAGAAAGCGCUUGACAAUCUAGCCAAUGCUAUCAAAGGAACGAUUGAAGAGGAGCAGAAAAAGAUACAGGAUAUACAGGAUCAUAUCAAAGAGGCCCUGGCUGCCCUGAGUACGUUCCACGAUAACUGCAAGGGCUAUGAGAGUACACUUGGGGACGAUGGGAAAACCCUACAAGCACUUCUGGAAAAAGAGGGCAACGAUGUUGAGCAUUUAACAAGCGAAAUCAACAAAGAGUUGAAAAAAAUUGAGGAUCUACGAACGCACAUUGACAAAGAUUUCCAAAAGAUGGCAAAGUCUCUCCUCUACAUUUCAGUGUCGUUUGUUGGGAUUAUUGUUUCAGAGGCGGUUUCAUGGAUGGCCGAGGCUGACAUCGACCGACUGAGGGCGGCCAUGAAAGGAAUUCAGGCACUGUUAGAUGCAAACAAGGAAAAGUUACAAACGGCUUACCGUUUGCAAGGAGAUAUAUCAUCUAUGGGGACUCAGUUAACAGGCCUUGUCAACGUUAUGAAGCCUGCUAUUGCCACUCUCGAAGCGCUUCAGGGUGCUUGGGCCAAGAUGAAUACCGACCUUCAGACCCUCUACGAUUUGUUUGAUGAUGAUAAACAGUCUAUUCCGCCCAUGCUACUGGAGAAGCGGCAGUUAGAAGCCAUCGUUGUUGCUUGGAACAAUUUAAAGGUUUACGCUAGUGAUUAUAUUGAACAUGCUUUUAUGACGGAUGACCCAGAACAAGUCAGCAUCCAGGAGUACGUAAAACAACUGGACAGUGCAAUCAAUUAA